CACUGGGUGGACUUCAAGCUGGGGAGGUACGCGGACGCGAGUGAGGCGCUGUCGUUCAUCCUGGAAGACGCGCCUGGUCUCGCCAGCCUCUUCCAGACCGGAUGCGACGAGGAGGCCAUGAUGAGGCCCCCGGCAUUCGUGGACGGGGCAGACGACGGCGACGACGCCCUGUCGCCGCAGGACUUCUUCCUCGACGGGGGCGCGCAGCGACUGGACGUGCGAGAGCUGCUCCGCCGCGGCGCCUCCAUGGGCGGGCGACUGCGAUCGAAGCCCGAGUUGCUGGCGGUCCACGUGCCCCAGAGGUGGGAGCGGGGCGACGGCACGGCGCUCUUCCUCGGCGGCUGCGACAUCGCGCCCUACUGGGGUGACCUCCCGGAGGUGGCUCUGAGGGCGGGGGAGGAAGACGUCGCGCACCGCCUGCGCGCCUACGUGCAGUACAUCCUGCCCGAGGGAUCGGAAGCCGUCCCAUCCCACUUCCUGAGUGACCCCCAGGGCCACUUCGUGGCUCACUUCGAGGAGGACGGGAGCUGGUACACUGCAGACGACCUGGGCGAUCGGCCGCACGUGGUCCAGUGGGCGCCUGGCACCGAGCACAAGAUACCUUGCAUGAUCUUCCUUGAGAAGGCGUGCCCGUGGCCGCCCGGGCCGGUCGUCGACGGCGCGGAGGGCGCGGGCGGCGACGGCGACGGCGACGCGGACGGCGAGGACAGCCCCGGCCUCGACGGGGAGUGCGACGAGGAGGAGGACGGGGCCGGCGACGCUGGCGUGCCGGGCGCGCGGAAGCGGCCCGCGGCGUCCACGAGGAGCGGCGCCCCUGCCAAGAAGCGGCUCCGCCUCCGAGGGAAACAGAGCGCUGCUGGACGGCAGCAGAGCCGCGCUGGGAGGCAGCAGAGCCGCGCUGGGAGGCAGCAGCAGCAGAGCCGCGCCGGGAGGCAGCAGAGCCGCGCUGGGAGGCAGCAGCAGCAGAGCCGCGCUGGGAGGCAGCAGGCCAGGGAGGAUCAGAAGCGCGGUUGCAAGCCGGAGGAGGUACUGCGACAGGGGCGGAAGCCGAAGAGCAAGGGCGACAACGCCGACGGAUCCAGACAGGACGCCCAGAACCACGCCGCCGCCCCUGUCCUCCGCAGCAGCAGGGAGGCGAAGAGCUUGCAGACCGCCAGCGAGGAGCGCCGGUUGUGUGGGGAUCUCUUCCUGCUCCUGCACUUGCUGGAGCCGCUGGUCGCUGCCGAUGACCUGCUGAAGCAUUACCCUGACUUCUUCGUCUACGCGGUCGACGACUGCACCCGCCGAUGGGCGACGUUCCUGCAGGCACCCGAUCGACCCGACAAGUUGGCCGGGAGACUGCGGGAAGCGCUCGGGGUCACGGAGAACGAGAUUUCCGACGCCAAGCGCCGACUGGAGAGCGGGGAGUGGCACGUGCACCACGUCGCGGAGCUCCUGGACGAGCGCCUGGGCUCCGCCCACGGCGCCCCCUCCGUGGCGGCCGCGGCCCGCCUGGCGGCGAGCGACGCGUCGGCCGCGCUGGGCGACGGCAACCCGCUGAGGGCGCACCUCGCGGAGGCGUGGCAGCGCAGACCCUGCAACCGCGGCCCUCCCCGGCACGCCGCCAUGCCUGCGCGCCUUCGGGAUCGCUCUGACUGGUUCCAGUGCCCCGCGCCUGCGCUGCAUUAUGCCUGCCGCAUGUGCGAGGCCGAGUUCCCCAACAGGGAGGCGUGCAAGGCGCACCAGGGCAGAGUCCACGGGGGGCAGCGGUGGUACCUGUCGCAGUAUGUGGCGCGGUGCGAGCUGGAGCCCUACCAGCCGUCGCCGACCGAGGAGCGUCAGGUGGUUGCCAGGUUCCACAUUUCCCAGUGCUGCGCCACCGUCGACCCCGUGGACGAGCCGUUCGUCCCGAAGCCUGAACCGGAGGUGCAGAAGCAGCUGCUCCACGCGGAGAUCAUCGGCAGGAUCGCCGGCAAGAUCGGGCAGGGGGGGCCCGCGGAGGAGAUCUCCCUGCAGGCGGCCGGCGCGGCGGAGUCGGCAGCCCGCGCUCAGGCGGCGUGCCAGGCGAGGGAGCCCCGCGCUUUCCAGGCCUGCGUCUGCUGCGCCAUGCAGCAGUGGUCCGAGAACCUCCACUCGGAGUACCUGGUCGGCGACAAGUGCACCAUAAAGGACCGGGCCCAGUUCGCGGACUGCCUGUCGGCCGAGUGGUAUCACCAACGAUGGCCCCUCAUACCGCGCGACGAGCUGAUGUCGUCGGCCGUGAACUUUCCCCACGACGACUGCGAGGGCUCGCCGACGUCCACGAAGAUACUCUUGCACAAGAGGCGCGUGCCGCCCGAGGCGCUCGAAGGGAAGGUGCCGGUGAAAGUCUGCGACGAUUGCCGGAAAGUCCUGUGGUCUGAUCACCCCAAGGUGCCGCUCAUGGCGCUGGUGAACGACCUCUGGCUGGGCCGCCACCACCCGCUGCUCAGGAAGGCCGCUCUCGCGCACCAGUUGCUGCUCGCGCUCGGCCGCGUCGUGUCCACGAAGAUCUACCUGUCCAGCAAGGGCGCCGACAAGGCCGUCCGGCAGGAGCAGCAGUCGUGGAGGCAGAAGUUCUUGCAGUACGCCAUGCAGGGCACCGCCAUCGUGUUCGGGAACGGGAACGUGGACCACGCGAUACGGAGCUUCCCGCCGGAGCCCGACAUGCUCAGGGACACGUUCGUGGCCGUCUUCGCGGGCGCCGACGACGACGAGGAGGGCGCCCCCCUGACCGAGGAGCAGAAGCAGGAGAGGGCCUUGAGAGCCAUGAGGGAGGAGGUGGCGCUGCACGUCGACAAGGCGGAGUACGACGCCCAGGCGCGGUUGUUGAAGCAGCACAACUACGUGUACAAUGACCCGGGCGUGCAGUACCGAUCGGACCUCGUGGACCGGUUCCCCCCGCAGCCGGGCGUGCCCGACUUCAUGCUGGCCUGCGCGAAGUAUGUCCCCACGGACGCGGCGCUGGACGACGUCGCGCAGGCGCAGGGUCCCGCGUCGGCCACCACGGGUGCGCAGGCAGAGAUGAGCGCGGCCGCCGAGGACGCGCAGGAGCUGACCAAGUGGCUGUCCGUCCUCGAGGACCACAUGGACGACGUCAGCGAGCUCACGUCCCUGCCGGCGCUCCAGGGCAUGCUCGAGAGGAUGGAGAGUCAGGCGGGUCGCGUGGUGGCCAACGAGCUGAUGUCCAGACUCGAGGACCAGGGAGGCGAUGAUAGGGCGCUGCAGCUGGACGAGAUCGGGCGUUGCCGCCUGCGGGACCUCUGCCAGGAGUUCCACGCGCGCUGUCGGAAGAUCUCCCCGGGGGAGGACAUGGCGAAGCUGCACUGGCGCGUCCAGGCGCUGGAGACCAACAACUGUCAGGCGGAGGAGGGCGCGGGCGACUUGGCGCGAUCUGCAGGAGUCGCGGGGACUCCCGCCGAGGACGAUCCGCGCUCCUUGCAGGGACCGCCCGGCCCAGACGGCCAGCGGAAGGCGAGGCUUCGGGUGCCCACUUCGAGGAAGGCGGAGAGCUGGUGGAAUCCGAAGUACUGGUCGAUUGCCAGGCCCACGGACUUCUGCUACGGGGACUGCGCCUGGGGCCUCGGCCAGCUCCCCCCAGACGGAGAUGAGGACCCGCAGAGGCAGAAGGAGGCUCGGCUCUGCUUCAGCGUGGCGCACUUCAUCAAUAAUCUUCUCACGCGGGAGGAGAUGGAGUACGAUGUGCCUUCGGACGAGGAGAAGUACGUGGCCAGGCCCAUCAGUCGUUUCCGGAGCUGCUGGUACGACGUGCACCUGCUGUGCUCCUUCUGGAGAGUCACGGAGAGUCUCGGUGUAGGUGCUGUUGGUCGUCUCCGGGAGACGACCAACAGCACCUACACCUUCAUGAAGACGCCCGGGGCGUUCGGGGCCGCUCGCGCCUGCGCGGACAUCACGCCAGAGAUGAUCGAGGAGGUGCAGCUCAGGGCGCAGCAGACGGGCGGGAAGGCCACGCUGCACGGCAUCCUCAAGGACAAGGACACCCCGAACGAGGUGCGCAAGGCCUUCGCCACCCUGGGCCAGGCCACUGCCGGCCAAGUCGGGUCCGACGGACACAGGCGGGAGCUGCGCGGAGAGGGCGAGGCGCAUACCCUGCGCUUCGGCCCGCCCGUCCAGUUCGUCACCCCGAAUCUGGCAGACACCAAACAGCCCCUGAUCCUGAUCGUGCAGGGGGAGGAGUACACCUUCGACAACGACCUGACCGAGGCGGAGCAAGUCACGUUCAGCGAGAUGUCGCAGCGCAUCACCGCGGACCCCGUGGGCCAGGCCGUGGUGUUCGAGCUGAUGAUGAGGCUGUUCUUCGUCCACGUCCUCGGCCUGCGCCCGGAGACCGUCGGGUGGCGGCGAGGAGAAGUCCGAAAGGCUUCGGAGCACUGGAUAUCCGACGGCGUGGCGGCCGACCUCAUGGGUGUGCCCACGGUGUUCGGCCCCCUCGCGGCGGCCUUCGGCCCGGUCGAGGCUCAGGGCCGCGGCUCGCUGCACCCUCACAUCCUCAUCUGGCUGCUGCAGGGUCAGCUGCUCGUGCUCUUGGACAUGCUGCAGCGCGACGAGGCGCGCUUCCAGGAGCGCUUGAACCUGUGGAUGCGGCAGGUGGUGCAGGCCGUGGUCGCCACUCAGCAGAGCGCCGUGGAGCUGCUGCCCCUGCAGCUGCAGGGGGGCGAGAACAAGUGCGGGGUCACGGUGCCGCCGCUGCCGUUCGGGCCCAACGAGAAGCGGCACUUCCGGGCCGACGGGGGCGCGGAGAUGGCGACUGCAGAGCAGCUCGGGGACGGAGGCGAGACGGAGCCGCAGGAGCUGUGGUUCUACGAGCCCAAGGUAGACGACUACCACAGGGCGAUUCGCCCCGAUCUGCCGCUGCGCAACAACGGCGGCGAGAUCGUGGGGUACUGGCGGCGGCCGCUCUCCAGCAGCGCCUCCGGCAUCUUCCCGAGGUACCGCGGCGGGGGCACCCUGGCGAAGUCUCUCCCGAGCGAGGAGUGGAUUCGCGAGAUGUGCCGCGACGUGCGCGAGCUCGUCAUCGGCUGCGGCAUCCACGUCUGCAGCCCCUCUUGCUACAAGUACAAGUACCAUUCCGACAGGACGCGCGGCUCGCAGAUCUGCCGCCACAACUUCUACAACCUGGUGACAUUGUGCACGUGGACCGAGGGUGAGGACUCCCGAGAGUGCCGACUCCGCACGCGCGGGAAGGCGCUGCGCGGCUGCAUCGGCAUAUUCCGGGAGACGGACUACGGCAUGGCCGGACGCAUCGUCACCUUCCAGCUCCACCCCGGGGAGACCUCCACGAAGUACGCGGCACUCGUCGCGGCGCGGUGCAACGUGGGCGUGCAGGACAUGAGACGGGCGCUGCCCCCGCGCCUGUGGAUGGAUGCGUCGGAGCUGGAACCGCCGGCGAACGAGGAGGACCGCAAGAGCUACAACCAUGGCCUCUACCCUCAGCGCUACGCCGACUUCUCGGUGGGCGCCCGGGAGGACUGGGGAUGGUUCCAGCAUCUGAACACCACGCCCGCGGAGAAGUGGGACCUCGUCGUAGUCACCGACUGGCACGGGAUCUACAGGACACUCGCGAACCGCGACAGCCCCGCCGUGGACAGUGGCGACGCUGCGCGCGCCGAUCUCCAGCGCGACCUGGAGCGGCACGCGCUGGCCACCUUCGUGGGCGCCCACAACACGAGCUACUACGUCAACUCGUACACCACGAAGGUGAACCCCAGCAUGGACGACGUGCUUUGCAAGCUCCUUGACGGCGUGCGCCGCCUGAAGAGCCAGUGGGACGACAAGGAGGCGCAGGCCGCGGGCGACGCCGGCGACGAGGCCCAGUCGACAGCCGCAGGAAAGCGCAAGGAGGAUUUCAAGCGCACGCUGCAGGUGCUGGCCCGCUUCGAGACCUGCUUCCGCAGGGCCUCCUGGAAGAGCGGCAGCGAGAUGGUCUUCCCCAUGCUCUUCGGGCACCUCUCCUUCAUGACGCACCGUUGCUGGAAGGUGUUCAUGCGGAAAUCCAUCUACCUCGCCGCGGAGUCCUGGCGCAGGCGGUACGGCCAGGCCGACACCGCGGAAAGCGCACCCGCCGCCUCGAUCACGUACGCGGUCCCCGGCACUGGACAGCAGGUCGCGAUGCCAGGGUGGCGCGAGGUGCAGCGCGAGGGCGAGACGGUGUACGUCAGCCCCGACGGCGAGGAGUUCGACACGAUCGAGUACGCGCACCAGGCGUUCCAGAUCGCGAGCGCCAGCGGCAGCUCGCUGCGCGACGUGACGAAGGCGCUGAACAAGUUGCGGGAAGGCGAGGCCGAAGAGGUGCCCGAGGCACCGGGGCCGACUGUCGAGGGCCUCGCGCAGGGCAAGUUCAGGGGCGCAGUGCUGAGCCAGCACGACGACUGGAUGCACCGCGGAGACCACCCUAUUGUCCGAGACAUGAGCUUGUACGUCUACAGCAUCUGGGUGUACCGCGUGGAACUGCCGCUGCAUGCCCUUCCGUCCGGGGAGCUGGAUCCCGAGGGCAGCGGGGGUCGCACCCUGCACGUCGACAUCGCCUUCGACUCCUCCUACUCGGCGGCGCGGAACUGGACGCAGAGGCUGGCCGUCGAGCCGCGCAUCCCGAAGGCCGAAGGCUUCCAGUUCGUGAGCGCGGAGUCGAACGUGGAGACGCACUACCUCAUGAAGUCGGUGCUGCUCCGGCCAGUGCACCUGCCGGACGCCGACGGCCCCAACGACACGAAGGAGCUGCGCUACCUCCGCGCGUACGAGCACCUGUGCGCGGCGCCGGAGGGCGAGCCG
Molecule: messenger RNA, 6786 nt
Organism: Prorocentrum cordatum
Lineage: Eukaryota; Dinophyceae; Prorocentrales; Prorocentraceae
Source: the annotation of a GenBank genome assembly